AUGCCCGGUGGACGAACUCCGAAAAUCGAGGCGUUGGUCGUGAACGCUAUACGCAGGCUGCAGGAUAUACAGGGGUCGUCGUCGCGGGAAAUUAGUAACUAUAUUUCCCAGGAGUACGACGUGCCGGUAAAGGACAUUAGGCGGCAGGUCCAGCUUGUUUUACAACGCGGCUUAUCCUACGGGAUCCUCCAACAGACGAAGGGAGGAUAUUACACGUGCAAUCGCGACCACCUCGCGCAGAUACCGGUGGAGGAUGAAGCGGGCGACGGGGUGACGGAACCUUGCCCGCACGGAGACGUCGGUCCCGAAGACGUCGCAGGGGAGGACAACGUGGAGGAGGCGGAAGAACAACGCGAAGAAGGGCCGCAACGAGCGUCGGACCCAAUAAGACCGGAAGCGUUUCGCAAGUGGGAACGGAACAACGGCGAAACGACGCUUCCGGAAAUGAGGGCGAUUGAAAAAGCGUGGAACCUCCGUACCCGCGACGUACGCGAAACUCCCCUCGAAAUUUUCAGUCCGCCGAUAAGCCCGCUGCUGGACUGCCCGGUGUGA
Messenger RNA from Dinoponera quadriceps, 552 nucleotides. RefSeq lists its product as uncharacterized. The record is from RefSeq and is a predicted model, not a curated record. Lineage: Eukaryota; Metazoa; Arthropoda; Insecta; Hymenoptera; Formicidae. The coding region runs from base 1 to 552 and encodes 183 amino acids. The transcript is spliced from 3 exons. Gene Ontology annotation, biological process: nucleosome assembly. Gene Ontology annotation, cellular component: nucleosome. Gene Ontology annotation, molecular function: DNA binding.